Messenger RNA from Chaetomium fimeti, 1048 nucleotides. Its product is annotated as putative NAD(P)-binding-domain-containing protein. The record is from RefSeq and is a predicted model, not a curated record. Gene Ontology annotation, molecular function: precorrin-2 dehydrogenase activity; protoporphyrin ferrochelatase activity. Bases 115 to 894 code for a protein of 259 amino acids. Lineage: Eukaryota; Fungi; Ascomycota; Sordariomycetes; Sordariales; Chaetomiaceae. The transcript has 2 exons. Gene Ontology annotation, biological process: siroheme biosynthetic process.
GGGCUCUUGACCUUUGCGAGAUCGGUCCAAAUUCCAAUCCACCAUGUAGCCGUGUUCACAACUCCUGGCUUCUGGCAAGUCAUCCCAGUUUCUGAACUACUGCUAGGUACAGCUAUGGCUGAGACACCGUCAAAGUUCCCUGAAGUGCAAGGUGGUGGGAGCUUGAUUGUUGCGUGGCAGGUCAAGGGGAAACAUGUGCUGGUCGUUGGCGGGGGCGAGGUCGCCGCAGGCCGCAUCCUCCACUGCCUCAAUGCCGACGCCAACGUAACCGUCGUUUCCCCCGCCGCCCGCCUCAACCCGGAGGUGGCCUACCGGGUCGCCCAGAAGCAAGUCUCCCACGUCAACCGCAACUUUGUCCCCUCGGAUCUCGACGGCGCCGACAUGGUGCUGGUAGCCGUCGACGACCCGGCCGCAUCCACCGUCAUCUGGAAACUGUGCAAGGAGCGGCGCAUCCCCGCCAACAUCGCCGACGUGCCGCCCGAGUGCGACUUUUACUUCGGCAGCGUACACCGCGACGGCCCGCUGCAGAUCAUGGUCAGCACGAACGGGAAGGGCCCGAGGCUGGCGAGCAUCAUCCGCAAGUUCAUCGCGAAACACCUGCCGUCUAAUGCCGGGAGGGCCAUCGACACGGUGGGGCAGUUGCGCGUGAAGCUGCGCGAAGUUGCGCCGCGGCCGGAGGAGGGGCCCAAGCGGAUGGCGUGGAUGACCAAAGUUAGCGACGCCUAUCCCUGGGACGAGAUGUGUGAGUUGACCGAGGAGGAUAUCGGCAACCUCUUGCGCUUCUAUCCCGCUGGCACGGUACCGCCGUUGGACGCGCUCAAGGCCAUGCGCGCAAAUCCCGGCGUCGGCAAUGAUGCAUUUGAUGGCUCAUUUGGAUUUAGUGUCGGGGCUUAACUUAGCUGAAAGGCUUUUGACUGUUCGUAUCAUGCAGAUGUUGGGUGCUGGACUUGCGCGAUACCACGAAUUAAGUCGCGGGCUGCACCGAGUAUGGGCAGGAAUCUUUUACCCCUGAAAUCACGCCCAAGUUCCCGUGCGACAUUCGAAGCUC